CCCAGUAACAGAGAUACCCCAGAGAGAUGUCCCCGUCCUCUGUAUUCCCAGGAUUGUACAGAGGAGAAUCACAGGAUCCCACAGGAGGAUCAGGGUGAAGCCCAAUUAAAUAAUAUUAAAAUCAAAGAUACAGAGGGAGAAGAAGAAACGUAUGUGACUGAUAUGAAGGCAGAAGAUAUAGAGGGAGAAGAAGAGACGUAUGUGACUGCUAUAAAGGCAGAAGAUAUAGAGGGAGAACAAGACACGUAUGUGACUGAUAUAAAGGCAGAAGAUAUAGAGGGAGAAGAAGAGACGUAUGUGACUGAUAUAAAGGCAGAAGAUAUAGAGGGAGAAGAAGAGACGUAUGUGACUGAUAUGAAGGCAGAAGAUAUAGAGGGAGAAGAAGAGACGUAUGUGAGGGGGGAUCAGCAGUGUAAGGAAGAGGAGAUCCCUACAGAUAUCAGCACAGCAGAUGGACCCACAAGCAGGAAUAUCUCAGAAGUACAUCUAAUGUUAUCCCUGGAUUGUGACAUAACAGAUAAUGACAGUAGACAGGAUUCUCCAGGAGAUAAUCCCAUUACCCCAAUUAUACAUCCAGCUCUAUCAACUAAUCCCCCUGAUCCUGGGAAAUGUUCUCCAAAUCACUCUGAUAUUGGUGCAUCUAUUACAGCUCUGAGAUUAGAUACAGAGUUUCCCUGUUCUACAGACGCCAAAUGUUUUACACAGAACACAAACCGUAUUACUCAUCAGCCAGCUAAGGCAGGUGAGAGGCCAUUUCCAUGUUCUGAGUGUGGGAAAUGUUUUACAUAUAAAUCAAAUCUUGUUACACAUCAGAGAAGUCACACAGGUGAGAAGCCGUAUUCCUGUUCUGAGUGUGGGAAAUGUUUUACACAGAAAUCAGAUCUUGUUACACAUCAGAGAAGUCACACUGGUGAGAAGCCAUUUCCAUGUUCUGAGUGUGGGAAUUUUUUUACAUAUAAAUCAAAUCUUGUUACACAUCAGAGAAGUCACACAGGUGAGAAGCCGUAUUCCUGUUCUGAGUGUGGGAAAUGUUUUGUAGAGAAAUCAGGUCUUGUUAUACAUCAGAGAAGUCACACAGGUGAGAAGCCGUAUUCCUGUUCUGAGUGUGGGAAAUGUUUUGCACAGAAAUCAAAUCUUGUUACACAUCAGAGAAGUCACACAGGUGAGAAGCCAUAUACCUGUUCUGAGUGUGGGAAAUGUUUUUCAUCUAAAUCAGUUCUUGUUAGACAUCAGAAAAGGCACACAGGUGAGAAGCCGUAUUCCUGUUCUGAGUGUGGGAAAUGUUUUGCACAGAAAUCAGUUCUUGUUAAACAUCAGCGAUUUCACAGGUGAGAAGCCAUUUUCAUGCUGUGAGAGAAAUAAAUCCGCUCUUGUUGAACAUAUUAGACAUUACCCAAGCACGGAACCAUUUAAAUCUUCUGGAGUAUAAUUAUCACUGUCAUGCAAUGUUCCUCAAGGGUCAAUCCUAUCUCCUAUGCGUCAUGCAAUAUACAGUCUGGUCCAUAUAUAUUGGGACAUCGACACAAUUCUCAUAUUUUGGGCUCUAUACACCACCACAAUGGAUUUGAAAUUAGACAAACAAGAUGUGCUUUAACUGCAGACUUUCCGCUUUAAUUUGAGGGUAUUUACAUACAAAUCAGGUGAACUGUGUAGGAAUUAAAAUGGUUUUUAUAUGUGCCUCCCACUUUUUAAGGGACCAAAAGUAAUGGUACAAACUAAACAAUCCUAAAUCAAAUAUUGUAAAUCAGAUCAGUGCGCUCGUCCAGUUCAACAAAAAAUACUUUACUACUUAAUGUGGUCGCAGCCCGGAUCAGUGUUUCGUGAAUUGAGCUUUGACAUAUUUUCCAAGGGCGAUCUGAUUACCAUCUCCUAGAUGAAGACCUGGAUACAAUAUCCAUACUGAUAUGCAAAUAUUUAUUUAUCUGGUACGCAUAUAAAUUUUGUGAUAACUGAAUUUAAUCCCACAUACGGAAAUAUACUACGCUAUAUAGCGAUUCUUUGUGUCUCCUAGCAGCAUUUAGAUCCCAGUAGUAACCUGGACUAAAGAAUGGGGGACUGAUACGCCAUGUGUCAAGCCGUAAUCCGUACGCUAUAAUCUUGUGUGUGACAAAACUAGUGAUGAGCGGAUUCGGUUUUACUCUGUUCUCAAAACGGCAUCUUAUUGGCUUACAGAUGUCAUGUGUUUUGUAUAGCCAAUAAGAUUCUGUUUUGAGAUCCGAGUAAAACCGAAUCCGCUCAUCACUAGACAAAACUGAUUGAAAAAUACUACACCAUAGUCGCUCUCUUGUUUCUUCCUUUGUUUCCAGAAUCCUAAAUCAAACUUUUACUUUUUAAUAUUUUGUUGCAAAUCCUUUUGUCAGUUACAGCCUGAAGUCUGGAACGCAUAGACAUCACCAGACGCUGGGUUUCAUCCCUGGUGAUGCUAUGCCAGGCCUCUACUGCAAAUGUCUUCAGAUCCUGCUUGUUCUUGGGGCAUUUUCUCUUCCGUUUUGUCUUCAUCAAGUGAAAUGCAUGCUCAAUCGGAUUCAGGUCAGGUGAUUGACUUGGCCAUUGCAUAACAUUCCACUUAUUUGCCUAAAAAAACCCGCUUUGGUUGCUUUCGCAGUAUGCGUCGGGUCAUUGUCCAUCUGCACUGUGAAGCGCCUUCCAGUGAGUUCCGAAGCAUUUGACUGAAUAUGAGCAGAUAAUAUUGCCCAAAACACUUCAGCAUUCAUCCUGCUGCUUUUAUCAGCAGUCACAUUAUCAAUAAAUACAAAGGAACCAGUUCCAUUGGCAUCCAUACAUGCCCACGCCAUGACACUACCACCACCAUGCUUCACUGAUGAGGUGGUAUGUUUUGGAUCCUGAGCAGUUCCUUUCCUUCUCCAUACUCUUCUCUUCCCAUCACUCUGGUACAAGUUGAUAUUUGUCUCAUCUGUCCAUAGGAUGUUGUUCCAGAACUGUAAAGGCUUUUUUAGAUGUUGUUUGCAAACUCUAAUCUGGUCUUCCUGUUUUAUUGCUCACCAAUGGUUUACAUCUUGUGGUGAACCCUCUAUAUUCACUCUUGUGAAGUCUUCUCUUGAUUGUUGACUUUGACACAUAUACACCUAUCUCCUGGAGAGUGUUCUUGAUCUGGGCAACUGUUGUGAUGGGGUUUGUGCUAUUUAGUACACUAGUAGUGUACUAAAUAGCACGAACAGCUUGUAACGUAGAGUGGCAAGUUUAAUCUUUCUAUGUAUAAUGGAGAGAAAUAAAAGCUCCUCCCUAAGUUCCUGGAUGCCAAAUCACUGUCCUUAGUAUCUCUGUACAGUUUUUUCUAUUAGAGUACUAAUUAGCAGGAACAGCUUAUAAUGUACAACAUAGAUUCUCUAACGCCGACGAUCUACAGUACUGUGUUGCUCGAACAGUUAGUUGCGUCAGAAUACACUAAUUUAUAUCUACUGUUAUGUCUAUACGUGCUCAUUACUGCUGUGUAUUUUAGAUAGUGAAUGAGUCACUCCUGCAGAUUUACCCCGAUUUGUGGGAAACCUGUGUGCACCCUUCUGUUGAAUGCUUUACAAUGGAUUACACAGAAAAAAUAAUAAAGUGAAUGUCACUGGAACACAAAAAAAAUUGACACUUUGGGAAUCGAACCCGGGACUCUCAGCGUGGCAGACCGGAGCCUUCAUCGCUAGCCCACAGCACUGCAUGGAAGAUUCUCAAGUUCAUGUGUAAAAGUACUGCAAAGAGCGAUUCCUCCCCAUUGGUGUUUGUUUAUGCCGUUAGGGGACUCGGACGCUCAUUUUAUGCACUGUACAUACUGUAAAGUCAAUGAGCUACAUUAUUCCUUUCACACAUUAGUUGUGUCUGCAUACACAAGUGUUUUAAAACGUUAAUUUGCAUCUGUAUAAACUAUACACACAGGGAUUUGGCAUCCAGAAACUUAGGGAGGAGCUUUUAUCUCUCCCUAUUAUACUUAAUACUACAGGAUUUGGACACUCGCAUAUCCCUAACAUCAAUAGACCAUACUGUAUCUGUAACACGUUCGUUUGCAUCUGUAUGUGCUGUACUAUUUGCACCUGUACUGUAUAUACUGUUAUAGACUUUAUGACAUACUGUAGCAUAAUGUAGAGUAAUGAGAUGCACCAGUAAAGUAGUUCUUACGCUGUAGUUCAGUAUUGUAUUUUAAUGGAGACCACACGCUUGCGCAUUGGUGAUUUAAAAAAGCGACAUCUGGUGGAUGAUCUUCGGUAUUACACUCAAAGGUAACGCCAAACGCUCUGUGUGCCUUCCUACGACUAGGCGCGCCUCCUUGCACCCAGGUACGCUGCGUAUGCCUGAUCGCGACUAACGCCUCAGCCAGCCAAGAUAACGGAGGACCCAUCUGUAUAUUUAGUUCCUAAAUAACUCAUCCCAAAUGCUUAGGUCUUUUUUCUGCUGUUUAUUUUGUAUCUUGUGCUUUGUGUAAAUGUGGAUGUCUAAUACCAGUUUCCACAAUCUGUAUUGCUGCACGACAAUAUGGCGGCCAUUGGAACGUGUUUUCACUUCUAGUUUGCCUAACUUGUUGCAGACACUCAUCUUGAUAAGGAGUGCUGAGUGUUUUCUGAUACAAGAUCCUAUCCAUAUAUACCCUGUACAUUAUCAUGUGCAUUAGAGUCACCCGGGUUCCAUCUUCAGUGGUUUGUUGUAUGUUACAUCUAUAUGGUGCGGAUACUCCCCUGUAUUUCAUAAUAAAAGCUUUUGUUUGCAUCUAA
Molecule: messenger RNA, 4712 nt
Organism: Pseudophryne corroboree (corroboree frog)
Lineage: Eukaryota; Metazoa; Chordata; Amphibia; Anura; Myobatrachidae
Product: gastrula zinc finger protein XlCGF17.1-like
Exons: 3
Coding region: 163-1332 (389 amino acids)
Biological process (GO): regulation of transcription by RNA polymerase II
Cellular component (GO): nucleus
Molecular function (GO): DNA-binding transcription factor activity, RNA polymerase II-specific
Source: RefSeq, a predicted model, not a curated record